GGGGCCCUGGCCAGGCAGCAAGGCCGGAGCCCAGUGAAGUUCCACUGGGACACUGAGAGCAGCAGGCAUUCCUCCCCAGGAGGUGGGCCCUGGGGGGGUGGCUGUGGCUCGGUUUCGGGUGCGGAGCCAUCUUGGGCUGGCUAGGGAGUCAUGCUGGUGCACAGGGUGGCAGGGGCUCCUCCCACCACUGGCUCUGGGCAGGGUGUGGGCAGAGGGCAGACUCUGAGAGGGGCCACGUUCCUGCCAUCUACCCGACAACAAACCUUCUAGAAAGUUCUUUCCUGAAGCAGGCCUCUGACAGUCUCAAGGUAACAUCAGGCUGCAGAAACCCCUGGGAGGUGCCUGAGGCCUGGGUCUGGGGGUGCAGGCCACCUGUCUCCUCCUCGGGACCCAUGAGGAAGGGCAGGAGCAAGGCGAGCCUCACGAAACACUGACCCACAAAGGGACUUGGCUGAGGACAGAGCCCCAGAUACUGCCUCAACCCGUGAGGGGCUGGGGUGCUCCUGGAAGAUCAGGGUUGCCAAGAGGUGGCUCCUGGAAAACAGUUGCCUGGAGAUGGUUGCCAUGUCACCACUGUUGUUCCCUGGCAGAGGCUCCCACGACCUUGCUGGGCAGGUUUUAAAAGCAUCUUCUGUCCAUCACUCCAGGGAGUGGUUUCCUGUUGGUCUUUGUGUCUGAUCAGUGGUCUUGCAGGCCCACAAAGCCAAACGGACGGGACCAGCCUGGGAGGACUCACCUGGCAGAGAGGAUGCAGAGAUGGCCUCGCCCCCACAGGGUGCCAGACCCCUUGGCCACCAGGCAGACAGGAGCCAGCCACAGGCAGAGGGGCCUCGAAGGUGCCCUUCCCUUGGCAGGCAGGGCCUGACCAGACGCCCCACCCAAGGUCCAAGACCUCGGGCCACCAGGAGGUCCCGCAGGGGGACUAGGGUGGCACCUCCCCAGCGGGGUCCUUGGCCUGGUACCCCUAUGCCAGUGGCCCGCAGCCACACCCGUUUCUUCCGCCGCUGGGGACCACCCACUCGGAUCCAAGUCAGCUCUAAGAGGAGCAAGCGGUCCCGGCUGCUGCGGUGCCGGGCCUGGGCGCCAGGCUGGGCUCAUGAGAGACCCAUGGGGAGCUGCCGAGAGGAGAGGCUCCCGUGCCAGCCAGGCCUCCCGGACCAAGAUGCAGGUGGGGGCUGUGGGCAGGGGGUGGGCUCGGGCAGGCCAGGCCCCGGGCUUCUGACCACCCGCCUGCCCGCAGACCUCCUGGACACAGAGGAUGUGGCCAGGUCCCCAGCUGCCUUCCUGGAGGGGCUCCUGCUGGAGGGGCCAAAGCAGCCGCUCGGCACCGGGCAGGGUCCCUUCUUCUACAUCGGGGGCUCCAACGGGGCCUCCAUAAUUAGCUCCUACUGCAAGAGCAAGGGCUGGCAGCGCACCCAUGACAGCCACCGGGAGGACUACAGGCUGAAAUGGUGCGAGGUCAAAUGCCGCGACAGCUACUGCAGCUUCCGGGAAGGCGAGCAGCUGCUAUACCAGCUGCCCAACAACAAGCUCCUCACCACCAAGAUCGGGCUGCUCCGGGCCCUGCGGGAGUACUCACGGGCCUCCAACAAGGCCAGCACACUAGCCAGAUUUGGAAAAGACACAGCACCCACCCUUGAGGAGCUGACAUGGACCAGCCCAGGACGCCUCAGACCGCAGAGGGUCCUGAAAAUGGAAGAGUUUUUCCCAGAAACUUAUCGUCUGGACGUCAGGGACGAGAGAGAGGCCUUCUUCACCCUGUUUGAUGAAACCCAGAUAUGGAUCUGCAAGCCCACAGCCUCCAAUCAGGGCAAAGGCAUCUUUCUGCUCAGGAACCAGGAGGAAGUUGCCGCUCUGCAGGCCAAAACCCAGAGCAUGGAGGAUGACCCCAUCUACUGCAAGAUGCCAUUCCGGACGCCUCAAGCUCGGGUGGUGCAGAGGUACAUCCAGAACCCACUGCUGCUGGGCGGGAAGAAGUUCGACGUGCGCUCCUACCUGGUCAUCGCCUGUGCCAUGCCCUUUAUGGUCUUCUUUGGCCAUGGCUAUGCCCGCCUCACCCUUAACCUCUACGAUCCUAAUUCCAACGACCUCAGUGGCCACUUGACCAACCAGUUCAUGCAGAAGAAGAGCCCCCUGUAUGUGCUGCUCAAAGAGGACACAGUGUGGAGCAUGGACCACCUCAACCGCUACAUCAAUGACCACUUCAGGAAGGCCAAGGGCCUCCCCAGAGACUGGGUCUUCACCACCUUCACGAAGCGGAUGCAACAGAUCAUGGCCCACUGCUUCCUGGCAGUCAAAUCCAAGCUGGAGUGCAAGCUAGGCUACUUCGACCUCAUUGGCUGUGACUUCCUGAUUGAUGAGAACUUCAAGGUGUGGCUGCUGGAGAUGAACUCCAACCCUGCUCUGCAUACUAACUGUGAAGUCCUCAAGGAGGUGGUCCCCGGUGUGGUCAUGGAGACCCUGGACCUGGCGCUGGAGACUUUUCAGAAGAGCUUGCGCAGCCAGAAGAUGCUGCCCCUGCUGUCGCAGCGCCGCUUCGUGCUCCUCCACAACGGCGAGGGAGACCUGUGGCCGCGCAUGGGUGCCCUGCGCGGCUGGCCCCGCCCGCAGCCGCCGCUCUGGCCGGCGUGCGAGGCCGCAUCCGCCGAGCAGCCCCCGCCCGCCCCCCGCGCCGCAGACCGGCUGGGCGCGCGCAGGCCCGCGCUGCUCCGGGGCCUGAGCGGCGCGCCCGGCCGGCCCCACUCGGCUGCGCAGCGCCCCCAGCCGUCCGACCCCGACCCCAGCGGGGAGCCCGAGGCCCCGGGCGCUGAGCGGCAGCGAGCGGGCGGCGGGCACGCGGGGCGGGAGCCGUCGCCGGGGACAGCCGAGGAGGAGCGCAAGAGCGCGAGCCACCGGGGCUCCUAGCGUGCGGGCCGCGAGCGCCCCGGCGAACCGCCGAGUCCUCUGGGCCAUAUAAAGGCUACUUUGAUACAAACUCGGCCUCUGCAGCGGGUCAGGCGGGCCCCGCCGCCCCGGGCCCUCCUCCCUCGAGCCCGCACCCACACGGACCCAGCGAUGCUCCACGCCAGGCUGGAGGGGGGGGGUGUCCACACCCUUCCACCCACGCCCUUCCCUCAGUCCCAACAGACCCCUCGUCCCCAUUCCUGGGACCUGUCCUUAGGGAGUACUAGGGGAGCCUGUCCUGCAGGGAGGGGGAGCGCCCCCCUACCAGGUCCUGGGCUCCCACCCAUUGCCUGUGCCCCCCAUGGCCCUGUACCCUCCUGUGACCACCACCACCACCACCCUGACCACCACAGCCUGGUCUCCCCAGGAAAAGCUCUGAGCCCCCUCUGACCUCCAGAGAAGAGUGCCCCUCGGGCCAGGACUGCUCCCUAUCCCACCACCAGGGCUCGUCCACCCUGCCUGCACAGCGCCUUUCUCUCCUGGCCUCAAAGCACCGGCUGAGUGGUCCACAGCCUCACCGUUCCCCCUUGUUCCUGUAGAGGCCCCAGGACUCGGCUGUGGGCAACAAAGAACAACAGAGGACAUGCACUGGCCAGUCAGUUCCUACGUGGAAUCCAGCAUUCUGACAGCUCAGGGCUUCCGAGGUGCCCCAACUGCCCCCACCAACAGGUGGCCCAAACCGAGGUCUCCUUGCUGCCCCGCCCCCUCAGCCACCUCCCCUACCCAAAACUGGAGCACAGAGGCCUCGCUCACUGGCUGCCAGCAAGGCCUUGGUAUCCCCCAAGUCCUGCCCCUGGCCCACACCUCCUGUGCCUGCCCCUAAAGGGAACUCCUUCUCCUGACCUGCCUGGGCCCCAGAGGGAUGGCAGGACUGGUGCCUACUCUGCCAUAGAGCAAGGGUGGGACCCAAGGGAAUGGAGGCUCCAAGCCUUGGGAUGCAAUGGCCUCGCACCACUAGAGGCCGCUGUCUACCGGGAUAUUGCUGGCCUGGAGACCCAGGAGGGCUGAACGAGUGGACUAGGGCAGAGAGAAAGGAUGACAUGGGGCAACCAAAGGAAGGAGCCCAGUGGGAAGCCAGGAGCCACCCAACCACCCUGCCCACUCCACCACACCUAUCAGCUUGCAAUUGUGGAAUCCCAGGGGAGAGGCAGGAAGCUCACACUUGCUGCUGUGAUAAGGGGCCAGGAGCCCUGAGUCCCCAGCACAGGUGUGGGGCCCUCUGUGAAGGGCCAAGCUCUGCCACAGCCUCUCCUUGCAACCUGCACCCAGAGAGGUGAAGGCCAGCCUCCUGGGGGGCUGAGCACUCAGGUUUGGUAAACCCACACAUCCUCUUUGGGGUCAGUAGCAUCCAAGGCUGCUACAUGGACAUGUCAUCUUGGGGUCACUUCCCAGUAACCAUCUGCUCUUGCCCCUUGAUACCCCUCUGUGCCACCUGAAGCCUCAUGGGUAGUGUCAAAGUCCCUGGUCAGAGCUGUCUUCCAUAGUGGCAUCAUGACUGUCACAGAACAGUCCUGCUGUCCUCACCCCCUAUGACGGGGCUGCACCCCAUGUUCAUGGGCCUCAAGCUAUCAGCACAGGUCACCCAAGGAUUCAGGGAGAUGCUUUCCCUGCUGUCAUGGGAUGUGUCGCUGCUUGGCCUGGGACAUGAAAAGUGGAUGGUGGCAGUGACCUGCCUGUCCUAAGCCUCUGCCCCUGUCCUGGGGCUUCCCCAAAGGCCUGGACAGUAGGCUGCUCUCAGGUCCCUGGUGCCCAUUGAGAGCCUAGAUGUCAAUAAAAACGGCUUCCUGGGAACCACUGUUGUUGAUGCCU
Messenger RNA from Nycticebus coucang (slow loris), 4752 nucleotides. RefSeq names its product tubulin tyrosine ligase like 10 (gene TTLL10). Gene Ontology annotation, biological process: protein modification process. NCBI's taxonomy places the organism in Eukaryota, Metazoa, Chordata, Mammalia, Primates, Lorisidae. The record is from RefSeq and is a predicted model, not a curated record.